Messenger RNA from Olea europaea var. sylvestris, 2230 nucleotides. RefSeq names its product F-box/kelch-repeat protein SKIP11-like. NCBI's taxonomy places the organism in Eukaryota, Viridiplantae, Streptophyta, Magnoliopsida, Lamiales, Oleaceae. The record is from RefSeq and is a predicted model, not a curated record. Gene Ontology annotation, molecular function: protein binding. The transcript has 2 exons. Gene Ontology annotation, cellular component: nucleus. The coding region runs from base 441 to 1784 and encodes 447 amino acids.
GGUUUGAUUGGGGAUGUGUGGGUUGGGGUUGAUAAAGGGGGUCCUCAAAGAGUAUGCCCCAAAGCCUAAGCCAAAACCCAAAGCCUGAGCUUUGAUUUGCCGAGAGAAUCCAAAGGAUUUCUCUUAACAAUAACAAGAACUCGAGCUUCAGACUCUCUCUUUCCUUCACAAUACACACACAUAUACAUAUACAAAUUCAGGAAGAAGCAUAUACACCAAAGCAUUUACAUACAUGUAUACAUACAAAUAGAGAGAGGGAGAAGAAAAAGGGAUUGUUCCAUUCAAGAAAUUUCAGUCAGGUCCUCCUCUUCUUGCUUCUUAUCCAAUAUGCAUAUGGUUACCUAUUUUUAGCAGUGAAUUGCGGCCAUCUGAAAAAGAGAGUGGGAUAUAGAUUGGAUUUAUUCGAAAAAAGAGGUGCUUCCUUUGGUGCCAUAAGGAACAUGUUGGAAGAUAGAGCUUGUUUGGUAUCAAGGGACUAUCGGAGGACUUGUGAGCAAGAAAAUAAGUGGCAUUUCAUGAGUUACCAGCUUGAAAAUUUUGAAUUACAACAAGGUAAGCGACCAUUAGAAACAAAGGGAGAGGAAGCUGUCAUCAGAAAGGUGUCUCAGAAAUCUGGGUGUCAAUUGAAUACUGCCUUAUCAAUCGGUGGAAUUCUAAUGCCUCCUGGUGACAAUUCUGAUAAUCAGCAACAUUCAGGGGAUAAUUCUGAUUCCAGUUCCCUGAUUCCUGCUAUUGGCCGUGAUAACUCAAUUAGUUGUCUCAUUCGGUGCUCCAGAGCUGAUUAUGGCGCUAUUGCAGCUUUGAACAAGAGUUUUCACUCACUCAUUAGAGGUGGUGAGCUGUACAGAUUAAGGAGGAAAAAAGGUGUGGUUGAGCAUUGGGUAUAUUUUUCCUGCCAGUUGCUCGAAUGGGAAGCCUUUGACCCUACUCGCCGUCGAUGGAUGCAUUUACCUCUAAUUGAUCCUCGAAUGGAUCCUAAUAAUUGUUUUGUGUUUUCCGAUAAGGAAUCUUUGGCAGUUGGCACUGAGCUUCUCGUUUUCGGAAGGGAUCUUAUGUCUCAUGUGAUAUAUAAAUACAGUUUGCUGACGAACACUUGGUCUUCAGGAAUGAGUAUGAAUGCACCUAGGUGUUUGUUUGGAUCUGCCAGCCUCGGGGAGAUUGCAAUAUUAGCCGGUGGUUGCAAUUCAAGUGGUAAUAUCCUCAGUUCUGCAGAGCUCUAUAAUUCUGAGGAAGGAACUUGGAAAACACUGGAGAAAAUGAAAAAACCAAGGAAGAUGUGUUCUGCAGUGUUCAUGGAUGGAAAAUUUUACGUAAUUGGAGGAAUUGGAGGAACUGAUUCGACGCUUCUCACAUGUGGAGAGGAAUAUAAUUUGGAAACAGAGACUUGGACUGAAAUCUCUAACAUGUCCCCGGUGAGGACUGGUGAAGCAAGGGAAAAUGACACACCUGUUACAGCUGAAGCUCCACCUUUGAUUGCUGUUGUAAAUAACGAAUUGUAUGCUGCUGAUUAUGCAGACAUGGAGGUGAGAAAAUACAACAAGAUCAGUAAGGAAUGGGUUACUGUAGGAAGCUUACCAGAAAGAGCCAAUUCUAUGAAUGGUUGGGGUUUGGCAUUUAGAGCAUGUGGCGAUAGGCUUAUUGUAAUUGGAGGGCGUAGAACUUUUGGUGGUGGAUAUAUUGAAGUCAAUUCUUGGGUUCCAAGUGAAGGUCCACCACAGUGGGUUUUGCUUGGUCGAAAGCAAUCUGGCAAUUUUGUUUAUAAUUGUGCCGUGAUGGGAUGCUGAAGAUUUAUAUUGUGGUGGCAUCAAGUGUACUGCCUUGUGCUGAUGGAUACAAAAUUGUUUUCAGGAUGCACUGAAAUUCCUACUAAAGGUUAAUUUGUUUGAGGAUAGGAAGAAUUAUCUGGCUUUACUCAAGAUUCAAUUGAAUGUUUUCUUUGAGAUAUUCUCGAGUACUAUUUUUUAAAACUAAAGUGAUCUUCAGUUCAAGGAACAUGACAAGAGAAAGAGUUCCAAUAAUAAUUUAAGAGAUAGGUUGGUAGGUUUCCAUUAGCGUAUUCUGAAGAUUUACCUAAAACAUCAUAGAUUUUUGUGUUUUUGUUUCAUAAUUCUCAAUUUCUUUGCAUAUUGUCUUGAAGGCAGAAAAUAAGUCUCGACAUAGGAACACCGCAUUUGUAAUGAUCACAAUUAUUCUCUCAAUUGAUGGACUAUAAAAUUCUGUUUUUCUUUAG